UCCCACUUGAGCUAGGCGGCUAUCACAUCCACAUUUACGAUACCAGUUCUCCAGACCGAUACGACCUUCAAACGUUUAAGGAAAUAGUGUAUUCCAUAAAAGGCCGCCAACGUAUUUGCAAUUCCUGUGGCGUUGCAGGUUUACCAUGGUCGAGAUAAAUUGCAGGAAUUACUUACUAUGUAUAAUAAAAAAAAUCAAGAGUUGCUUUCGCAGCACUUUGUACCAACGUCGGAAGACUUUUUGUGAUAACUAGAAAACGACUUAACCGAUUACCUUCGCUACAGUUUUCAUUGAAAGUAUUUAUUAAGCUACUUUCACGACUGUUUUCCUAUUUUUGUAUGUUGUGAUUUUUUGUUUAUUAUAUUGUAAAUAACUAACAACCGAAUUUGUUGUUUAAAUACGAAUUAACAUAAAACCUUCAAAAAGCUUCAACCUCCUUUAAGUACAUUGACAUGUCUGCCACUAAAAAACCGAAAUCGACAUUGACGUUUCAAUAUCUAAUACCUAUUAUCGUAUAUUUUAUCAAUUUUAUAAGUAAUCGGAUUGAUAAACUUAUGAGCAGGUCUCGUGAGGUGUUUUAUAUUGUACAAUUUAGUCGGUCAUCAUGAUUUUACGUGAAAAUACGUAAAUAUUACGUAAUAUAAGACUUUAGUGGUAUGAAUGGUGGAUUAGUGACAUUCAGCUGUUCAGAAGAAGUUUUCAAUAUUGAGAAACCCAUAUCCGCCAUGUUAAAGAAAACCCACAAAUAAGAACCUUCUCUGUUGUAUCUGGCCGCUGUGUAUUGAAGAAUCCAAUAUGGCGUCUUGUGUGAACGGACAUUUCGGGAGUCAGGAGUACGUGCCCGUGGCGGAGUUCUACGCGGACAAGUCCGUGUUCGUUACGGGGGGCACGGGCUUCAUGGGCAAGGUGCUAGUCGAGAAGCUGUUACGUAGCUGUCCAAAAAUCAAGAACAUCUAUCUGCUGAUGCGACCGAAGCGGGGGCAAGAUGUGGCAUCUCGUCUCAUUGAACUCACACAGUCACCGCUGUUCGAGACAUUACGGAAAGAACGGCCUUUCGAGCUAAACAAGAUCGUGCCUAUCGUCGGCGAUAUAACGGAACCCGAACUUGGAAUCAGCGUCUCCGACCAGGCCAUGCUUUGCCAAAAGGUGUCCGUGGUAUUCCACUCCGCCGCCACAGUGAAAUUCGACGAGAAACUUAAACUGUCGGUCACCAUCAACAUGCUUGGCACGCAGCAGCUCGUUCAGCUCUGUCAUCGUAUGCUCCUCCUAGAGGCUCUAGUCCAUGUUUCGACGGCAUACUGCAACUGUGAGCGUGAACGCGUAGAAGAAACAGUCUACGCGCCUCCAGCGCAUCCUGAACAUGUUGUCACUCUGGUCCAGACCCUGCCAGAUGAACUGGUGGACCGAAUUACACCUGAUCUUGUUGGUGAUCGGCCGAACACGUAUACAUUCACGAAGGCGCUCGCGGAAGACAUGCUGAUCAAGGAGUGUGGCAAGCUGCCUGUGGCCAUCGUUCGGCCGUCCAUCGUGCUCUCCUCGCUCCGAGAACCGGUCCAGGGUUGGGUGGACAACUGGAACGGGCCGAACGGCAUCAUAGCAGCCGUCGGCAAGGGCAUCUUCAGGAGCAUGCUGGGCACCGGGGCUCGGGUGGCUGAUCUGGUGCCCGUGGAUACUGUCAUCAAUCUGAUGAUCGUGUGCGCGUGGAGGACAAGCCAGAGACGAAAUGACGGUGUGCUUGUUUAUAACUGCUGCACCGGGCAGCAGAACCCCAUCACGUGGCAGCGCUUCGUACGGACCAGCUUCAAAUACAUGCGGAAACAUCCCUUCAGCGAGGUGCUCUGGUACCCCGGCGGCGACAUAACCAACAACCGCCUCAAACACUCCACGCUCUCGCUGAUCGAACAUCGAGCGCCUGCCUUCGUGAUGGACACGGUCGCGAGGGCCACUGGAAAGAAACCCAUGAUGAUGCGGGUGCAGAAUAAACUCGAAAAAGCGGCAGCAUGUCUUGAAUAUUUCACCACCCGCCAAUGGGCGUUCGCGGAUGACAACGUACAAGCUCUAUGCACGGCCCUAUCGCCCGAGGACAGACGCAUUUUCGACUUUAAUGUCAGAAACAUCGACUGGGACGCGUAUAUAGAGAGCUACGUGCUCGGCAUCAGAAGGUUCUUGUUCAAGGAGAGCCCGGACACGCUGCCCAGGUCCAGGACUCGUCUCCGGAGGUUACACAUAGUCCACGUGCUCACCCAAGUGGCAGCUGUCUUCUUCCUCUGGAGAUUUCUCUUCUCUCGCUCCAACGCGUUGCGUAACUUCUGGCGGCGCAUACUAGACUUCAUAACCCGCGCGGCGAGAAUGCUCGCCAUAGCCUGAUGCAGAUAGCCUUAACCUCGGGCUUAGUAGUUGAGCAACGCUGUUUGAUUCACAAAACGCAAGCGAUGGGCGUAAAGUUGUAAACGCUCGAGCGGCGAGCAGCGGAGCGUCAUGUUAAACGAAUACAAACAUGGACGUAGUUUAGCGAUCCAUCCUCUAAAAUUUGUCAUUUGAAUAACUUUUCCUUGAAAAAAAAAGCUUAAAUUCUAAUGACAGAUUUUUGUGGAUUGGAUCCUUAACACUAAAUUACGUUUACAUACACGAGCAGUGUCAGUGCACACUCAAAUUCCCACGCCUACUAAAGUUUUCGGUAAUUUCAGUUUUUCAUAGAAACCAAAGGAAACAUUCAUUUAGAAACAAAAAUUUCGUGUCUUAUACAACAAUAUGGGUAAUAUCUUAAAUUUUAACACGUUUAAUUUCGCAAUUUUGCAAUUGUUCCGACGGUACAUCAGUAACACGUCGUGUUAACAAGCGGCCUGCACUCUAAAAAAUUUACGCUUGACGCUCGACGCUGGUCGCUCGCCACUGAGCGUAACAAAGUGGAAACCAUACCUUUAGGUUCGUAACUAAGCGUAAUUAUAUAAGCGCUCGUUUUGUGAAUCCCUGCUGUUUUUGCUGGUUGGAAUGUGAACGAUGUUAGUAAGCUUGCCUGCUCGAUGCAUUCUGUUGUUGAUUUUUCAAAUAAUGUACAGGAUGAAAGUGACACAGUGGAGAGUUUCAAGUAAUUGUUGAUAGAAUUUUUCUUGUAUGUAAAACGAGUGUAGAUUUGAGACGCUAGUACGGCUAUCAUGAGUUGGCAUUUGACAUUUACGAGUGCGAGCGAGGUGGAGUUUGAUCGUGUUCACUCAGUCGCUAGCGUCAACGUCAAAUCCUACCUCAUGAUAGCCGUAUUGUUCUGUUCCGAAUAAGAAUGUGAAUGCUAUUUAUAUAAUAGAGGAUAUUAAAUGCCGUUAAAUCCUCAAAAUAUCCGAAACCUAAAUCAUUUAUAAUCUAUUCUACUUAUACUUCUUAAGCACUCACAAACUCAUUUAAAGCCAGGGGUACACUAAGCGACAAAUGUCCCGCGACACGUGUCGCCAGCGACGUCAGGUGAAGUGGCGCGACGUUGCCGGACUUCGCUCGACGCGCGCUACACUUGUCACCAGUGUGUGUCAAAAGUAGUGCGACGUCACUAGUAUGUCAGGCUUAAAAUACAAAGGUUCCAUAACUAAAGAUUUGUGUCACUUUCAUUCGUACAUAGCGCCCUUUCUUAUAAUGAGAAAGGGAUUCGAUAUAGAAUUUUUAAGAACACAGCGGCGUAAUAAAUUAGGUUGGUUUUCUCAAUUUGUAAGCUUCAUUCAAUGGUCUGAUACUGCUUCCACUGACACUAUGACAUACAUGACAUCCAUACAGGAACGCAAGUCGGGGAAAGAUUCCAAAAAGUUGCAAAAGUUCUUGGGAAUUUUCACAGGAAAUGAAGGAAACUCUUAUUUAGGAAAUGGAAAAAUGUGUAAUCCCCCUAUAAAAAUAAGAGAAUAUUUCCAUGAUGAAAUUUCUCAAUUUUGGAAACUUUUUGACGGCACAUCGGCAAUAGGGAAUAUUACGCGAAACUCUGCCUAAGGGGCGCCACUACCACAAUCCAUCAAAGUCUGAGGGUGUACCGCGAAACAAGAAAAUCGAAAUUUUGUUAUCUAACCUCUCAAUCACUCUUGCAUAUUUUAGUGAUAAAGACGCAGAUAACUAGAUUUUCACGCUUCCCGAUAGGCCCUUUGUAGUGUUUAUGGGAAAAGUAAAAGGUACGUAUACUAUUUCUGAAUACCUUUAUAUUCAUCUUUAUAUCCAUAUGUGUGUUGUCAAAAAUCGCCGGUUAAAAACCUCGGUUGUGUUGCCGGUUAAAAAAAUCGUUCUCGAAUCGAAAAAAAAAAUGCAAAAUGGUGACUAAAAAUCGGUCAGGUCCUUAUCAUACACUUAUAGUUCGUGUCAUCCACGAUGACGCGCAGAUUUGAAAAAUCUAACCUUUAAUAAAACAUUACGAGUUAAGGCACAUGUCUUCGUGAGUGACACAAUCUUUACACGAGGCUAAUAUGGUCCAUUCAGUUACGAAAAUUCUAAUAAAAAUAUGUCAUAGUGUCCUUUAUUAACACUUCCGCUAGGCUCUUAAGGUAAUGUUAUUGUUACAUUAAAUAAUGGUUAUUUCAAAUAUUUUGUACCAAUGUAUCAGCUCAAUGAAAAAAGUUAAAGUUCAAACAUCUGUUAAUGGGUAGAAAUAAAUAUUAUGUACCAUAGUAUAAUUGCUAUGUCACGAUCAUAUAUAUAAAUAAUGUUAGGAUGAUUUUCCGGGUCAUGGCACAAUUCGCAUAAUUUGAGAAGAAACAAUUUAAAAAAGAAUCCGUAAGUUUCUUAAAGCUAGGGUUAUACUAGGACAUAAAUGUCCCCCACACGUGUCGCCAGCGACGUCAAGUGAUGUGGCGCAACGUUGCCAAACUUCACUCGACAUGUCUGGCAACAUCGUGCGACAUGUGCCGCGAAUCCGUGAACGUGUACGUGACACGUGUCGGCGACAUAUCAGGUGAAGCCCCAUAGACAUUAAGCCCCGAAAUACAAGUGGCUUGACAUUUUUACCACUAUAACAAUUUUUUUGAAUUUGUUUGUUUUCAAAUUUUGUGAUUACUGCAAUACAUUUGAAUGUCCAUUUUGAUAUCCAGUCGUAGAACGCAAUUGGAGCAUCGAAAUUGUCGUUUGUCUCGCUCGCACGCAAGCAACGCUUAUGGGUAUGAGCGUGUUGGCAAGAUGCAAUGUACUGUGUCACUAACAAUUUUAAAGAUGUCGCUACUGAGAAAUUGUAUACUUUUCUAAACAUAGUAUUUAAACACAAAUCGAAAGAUGAUUAGUGUUGAUUUAAUCUUUCUUAUGUGUGUUGUGGUCAAAAAUAAUAGGUUAAAACCUCGGUGACGCUCUAAAUUGCAGGGAAAAUCGUUCUCGAGAAAAACGCAAAAAGUGGACAAAUGAUUUGCUCAGUCCUUAGAUCCUUAUUAUGUACAGACGAGAGGUUAAACACAAACCAAAACAUGAAAUAAUAUUCAUUUUCGAUAUUUUCAAGAGAUACAACAUUUGUUAAAUGGCCACUGAUAAUUCAUUGCAUGAUGUUCAUUACAUUUCACUGGCGACAUCUAUAUUUUUGAGUACGUACUGUAAGAUCCCAAAGGUGUAAAGAAGACACCUUACUUGUCAUUUGUAUAUGCCUGGGCACAAAAUGUUAACUUAUCGACAGAUCGCGAAAUGUCACUAUAAAAGUUAUUUUAAGCGAAAUAGUUAGCGCGUUACAUAAUGUAUUUACUGGACAUAAUUGAUAUAAAUACGGUAAAUACCUCGGUAAUUUAAAUAGUUAAUUUUACGCCACCUACCGGGUGAUAGUGAAACUAGCUUGGUCAGUAAGUAAUAGCUUGACGAGUAACGAGUAAAGUAUGAUAAAUUGUGUACGACAUGGUUAUGUUGAAUAUAUUGAUUAAUAUUAGCAUAUGACUUCACGUAAAUUCAGUAAAUAACUUAUGAUUAAUAUGAAUCGGUUUUUCUAACUUAUAUAAUAUUAUGAUGUUAUGCCAAGGAUACACUAGGCGACGAUUGUACGACGACACGUGUCGCUAACGACGUCGGGUGAAGUGCGGCGACGUAGCCGGACUUCGCUCGACGUGUCUGGCGACAUCACGCGCAUAUUGUUAUUUUUUUGUCAUUGCAGAUACUAUUCUACAAUGUUUAUCUUGAAUACUAUUAACAUUUUAUAUGUGUGUGGUGAUCAAACAUAGUGGAUUCAAACCUCGGCUGUGUUAUAUGGAACAGAACAAACGUUCUCCGAAAAAAUGCAAAGAGAUGACUCAAAAUUCGGUCAGGCAACGAGUGACAUGAAAAAGUUGAUUCACCCUAAUAUUUAAAUAAAUAUAAACGUAAAUUAUAUGCUAAUAUUACACAAUAUAAAUAUUAUUAUUUGAGCGUUGCCAACGGAUAAUGUUUGUCUAUGAAAUGAUUUUAAAUGUAACGUUUAUGUAAGAAUGAUCAAGUAUCGCGUAAUGACGAUUUUGUUCGUUAAUUGGAAUAGAGAAAGACAUUAUUUUUACCCCGUAAACUUCAUAAAUAUAUACGCACUGGUCCAUUAAUUGAUAAAAACGAAAUCCAUAGCCUUAAGCCAGGAAUACACUAGAUGAGAAAUGUCUCACGACACGUGUCGCCGCGACGUCGGGUGAAGUGUUGCGACGUUGCCGGACUUCGCUCGACAUGUCUGGAAACAUCGCAUGACACGUGUCGUCAGUGUGUGUCAAAAGGCGCGCGAUUACGUGAAACAUGUCGAGCGAAGUCCAGCAACGUCGUUUUACUUCACCCGACGUCCCUGGCGACACGUAGCGUGGUACAUUUGUCGCCUUGAGUAUCCCUGGCUUUAAACACAAAGUUGAUAGUACAGAGGUAAAAAUCGCUGAGACGUAACUGUGAUUUCAUAUGAAUCAUACGAACCUAGCCGAUAUCGAUGUUACGACGCACUCAUCUUAAAUCCAUUCUGAAAUAUAUGAAAUUAGACAUGAACAUUCAAGUAACAUAUAUCUAUGCCUGGCACUAUUUUUCGUUUAUGGAAAGUGUAAUACAAAGAAAUAAGAGAGAGUACCUAUAAGUUUUACAUACAAAACUGCUACUUGCUUCAUUGUAUAAUUUCUUUAGCAACAAAUUGACAGAAACAGACAUUGACAAAUGUUACGUUAACCUUUUCGACGCCGUGUCAAACCCAAAAGCUGUCACUUGGACGCCACGUCACCUAGGUGUCAAAACCGAAAUUGAACUUUAUGCACAUGCACGUAGGUCUAUGUUGCUCUGUGGUCUGUGACGGAUUAAUCCGUCAUUGGCGUUGGACCUGUGGUUCUGAUAUAUCCGUCGUUAGCGUCGAAAAAGUUAAAGUUCAUGCCAAGUUUCAUGUAAUUUGUUGUAUAAAUGAGAGCAUAAUUACUCGUUCGUGUUACUCUUAAGCGACCUUAGGUCUGUCUAUUAAAAUUGUGGCUUUACAUAUCUUCCUUUCGAGAAAAAGACAAAAACAGGAAGUUUUGAGUUAAGAUUUAUUUUUAUGUAAACGACGUGUAUCUAGUUUUAACCCAUUAUAUUGAAGACAUAAAAAUAAAUGAUGCGAUUUCGUAUUAAAAUAAUAUAUUCAGACAUUGCUAGAAUAUAACUAGGUAAAAAAUGUUUAUUAUUAUUUUUAAAGCGAUGCGCUGUCAACCUUUUUUUAACAACCCUAAAUGUACUAGUCAAAGGAGGUUGAAAAUAAAAUUUAAUUAUCUGAAUUUACAAUGUUAACAUAUGUUAAAAACCAAGCUUUGUUUUAAACAAAAAAAACUGAGUUUUAAAUAUUCUCUAAAUAUAAAACAUUGCAGACUAUAUCAGACAACAUACCCAAGCCAGAAUAAUAACGAAAUUUAAGUCAUUUGACUAAUAUUAAGGUACUAGUAAAGACAUAAAGUUUAUAAAAAACACGUGUACAAUUCCGUUUAAUUUUGAAAAAUAUUAUCCGUUUUACCAUUUUGUAUAUUCAUCCAAACUCUAAAGGUAAAUUAUUAAAUCAUGCUUGAUUAUUUCUACUUAACUAACCUGGCUAAUGUUAUUAAAAUAAAUAAUAGGUCUGUUUCACUUUAUUUACGAUGAUUUAUAUCGUAAAAUUAAAAAUAAUCCAAAUGUCCGCUUCCCAAACGUCCCUUGAGGCCUACAAGCUCUAGAUGUAGGUUAUCUAUACUUCCCACAAAGUUGACAGAUAGAUAGAGACAUGGUCGCUAACACAAAGUGUUAACUUUAAGGCAAACCGAUUCCGCACGCACACAUACCCGACUUAUCGCGUUUGAGCUCACCACAGCUUCAAUUCAGGUUCUGAAUGUGCGCGUGUACAACAGAGUGUUGGUAGGAACUCGAGUAUUUUUAGUCUAUAUUUAAAGAACUGGACUCGUUCUUACGAGACUGCGCAAAAAAAAAUCGAUCCUAAGUCGUAGAGUCCUUUAUUGAGUAUUUAUUUAAACGCAACUCAAAAAGACUCGAGUUACCCAAUAAACUCUAUCAACCAUUUGGUAGGUUGUAUUUUAAUACUUGUAGCAGCAAAUGAAAUAAGCACUGUACGGCAAACCUAACCUAACCCAUGAAUUUUGCAUGAAGAUUUAUAAUGAAAGAUAUUAAAUGUUUAUGUAAAAAAAUGUUCUCAGAAAAGGACUCAAGUCUUUACAAAAUACUUGAGUCCUUUUCUGAGAAGUGAGGGUCUCUAAUACGUUGAAAAUAACUCCAAUUUUGACUUAAUUAUAAGAAUCUGAAAUACACAGUCGAGUCUUAAUUCAGAAAGACUAAAGGGACUCGAGUCUUAACCAACACUAGUAGCAUGAGUAAAUCGGUGUGCUGUUAAAUCAUGUCUUGACGAUCCUACGUAUUCCUAUCUAUUAACUCUGUGUUUAUUCCCUUACUCUAUUGAUUUAGGCGGAAAUACUAUUAUACUUGUUAAUUUACAUAUUAUUUAGAACUUAAAAUCUCACGUCUUGAAAUAUCUAUUUGUAGCUACGUUUAUAUUUAUUUUAGUCUCGUAAACAUAAAAGUGUGUUCAAAAGCCACGCACAUUAACACCUUAAGAAUGAUCGUGGUCUGGCAAAUCAAAGUCUUAUGAGUCUUUAAAUAAUGCCUAAAGUUGUCAAAAACCUGCAAAAAAUACCUAUAUUGAGAGAAAAAGGUUAAAUACAAAAAAUAAAAAUAAAUAUAUUUUUCCGUGGCAAAAACAAUGGACAUAUUAAUUGAAAUAAAAUCAUUAUUACUUGGUUUUGUCACGUGAGGAUUAUUUUUGUGCUUUACGAAGGUUUGGUGAUUUUGAUAACUUUUAAGGCAUGUUCUAUUGCGUGUUUUAGUUUUUAAGCUAUUCCAGAGCGACCCGCGCCUAUUUUAAUUAUGUACUCGCUGUUAUCCAAUAGCUUAGGCUAGUAUUUGUGUAUUUACUACCACAAAAUUAUUGACAGAUAGUUUACUAGUAUUCUGCACACGCAGAGCUCACACGUAUAUUAACUUAUUGUGUUUGAGUCAUUUUCUACUCAUUCCUAGUGUUGGACUCAGGUCUUUUGAGUCUAUAUUUAAAUAAUCUGACUCGUAGGACGCUCUGCGUUUAAAAACUUUCGAGUCUUAUGAGUCCCGAGUUGAGUGGCUAUUUCAAGGUCAACUCAAAAGGACUUGAGCCUCCAAAUAAAGACUCCGUCAACAAUUUUGUAGAUUUAUAUCUAAAUAACAGUAAAGAAAAUAGGCGUUAUUGCAUGGUUUGUUAGGUACACAUGAAUUUUUCAUUACAUUUAUGGUUUGAAAAACUGUGCAUAUAAAUUUCAGAGUUCUCUGAAAAGGACUCAAGUUUCUAUAAAAGACUCGGGUCUCAGACAAGUUUAAAAGAGCUCGAGUUUCAACUAAAUAGUCUGAAAAACUGAGUCUAGUUUAAAGCAGAGGAUUGAAAAGACUCGAGUCUAUUCUAAUAAAUCUAUCCUUCAAGUCUGUGUGUAUUACCAAUUUCAUUCACGUAACGUUACAAAAAGUAAUCUAGAACGGCGUGACGAUGAAUAUCUUGCAAAUUCCAUUGAGGAACUCCAAACGUCAGCAAGCUGUAAAAUUCCAUGGUCACAUUAUGAUAUCGUGCUGUCAAAUUGUGCUCUCUUUAAGUACAAAUUGAAUGAUAAAAGUUUUUUUUAAUAGUACUUUUUUAUGUGGUGGCUAUGACAGACACUAUGGCAAUGACGAACGGUUGAGUCGUUUACAAAUCGUGUAUAGUCGUUCUAUUUGUUGCUGACCGCGACGAGCUAAUCCUUUGUCUAUUAUUAAGUAUAACCGCACGUGCUACUACAUGCAUAAAUAAUGGUCCGGCCACUUUGACCGGUUAUUGAAUUACAACUCCUAAUUGUAAUAAGAUUCAAAAUGAGCAAAUGGAAAAAUAAUUUGCGAUUUCUUGUGUGGUCGCUCUACGUUUACUGAGUGCCGGCGAGUUGAACGCUACAGAACCAGUCUAAAAGGUGUCCUCGAUAUACGUAACGAAGACGCGUUAUCGGAGAACGCACUAGCACUGGUUUUUUGAGCGUUGGACUAGUCCGCGCUCAGGUGUCAAUUAGAAUUAUACGACCCUUUUUUUGCAGGUAGUGGCACGUGCUGUUUUACUUAACAAUAGACAAAGGAUUAACCCGUCGGGGCCAGCUGCAAAUCGAACGACUGUAUCUACUGAUUUGUCCCUUUAUUCCAAUGUAGGCAUUGAUAUAAUGAAUCCUUGCUUAUCUAUAGGCUACUAAUUACUCUUUCUUAUGUCACGACGCUUCCUUAAAAUUAUGUAAGGUGUUUUUAUAUUUUAGUGUUGAAAUUUCAAAUUGUAAUAAUUUUUACGCGUCCUUUAGUGAUUUAGAUGUUUCUGAUGUAUUGGGGUGGAUCAACUUUUUUUUGUUAUUCUGUCCUGUCGAGAAUAGUAGCAUAGUUUGUUAAAAGAAAUACACUACGUCCUACUAAUAUGGAAAGUAGAUGACCCAUUAUGGAAAUGGCUAUAACAGACAUAAAAAUAUAUGUUAAGUUAAUUUCAAUUCUAUGAAGCCAGGGUUUUAAGAGUGACCCAGGCCAUCGUAACCAUAGCAACGAGUGACAAGGAAAAGUUGAUUCACCCAAUGAUUUUUUUCCUAAAGCUCCGCUUUGGUCCUAGGUAUAUUCCGCCGCUAAUUCUUCUCCAAUCAUGUCAUGUUUGGAUGUAAGUUGUACUUGUAAAGUAAUCGCCUAAGUUUAUACGAAAUGUUAUUUAAGUGAUAGCAUUUUUCUUAAUAUUUAAGUCAAAUCAUAAUGCUUUCGCCAACAUCUUUGACCACUUAAAGAAUGAAUACAGGUUGGAUGCUUGUUAUAAAGCCAGGGAUACAUUAGGCGACAAAUGUCCCGCGACACGUGUCGCCAGCGACGUCGGAUGAAGUGGCGCGAUGUCACCGGACUUCGUUCGACAUGUCUGGCAACAGCACGCGACACUGACUGCCAACGACGUUGCGUGAUGUGGCGCGACGUUGCCCGACUUUGCUUGACAUGCCUAGCAACAGCGCGCGACACAUUGUCGCCAGUGUGUGUCAUAAAGACGUGCGAUGUCGCCAGUAUGUCAAGGGAAAUUUCACGAAAUCGUACGACUCCGCCUGACGUCGCCACCUACAUCAGUCGCACGAUGUCGCCAGAUAUGUCAAGCGUAAUCUCUCCACUUGGCUUGACUUGUCGCCGACACAUGUCGCGAAACAUUUGUCCCCUAGUGGUUUCCCCUGUAAGUCCCCUGAGUUACAUUUUGCUAUAAUUAUGCGAGUGUAAAUUAUGUGAAAUUCCGAAACGAGUAUCCGUCUGGGGCGUUCUGAACUCUUCCAGUGUUAAAUAUUUUUUAAGUUCCCUUAGUGUAAAUUGACUUUAAUAUUCCUGAAAUGAUUUAUGGAUUUGUGAAUUAUGAAUAGUGAUUUGUUUUUUUGCUUGUAAGUAAUAUUUAUAUGUACAUUUUGAACAUUCGCCCUUUCAAUAAUAUUUAUUGUUUUAGUUUGUAAAAAAAUUGGUUAGUAAAUGCUUUUAUAAUUAAGGUAUUGUUUGGAAAAACAACGGGAAAAUGUUUGUGCGGUAUAUUAUUAUUGUGUAUAUAGAAUUUAGUUAUCCAAAGUUAAAUCCAAAUACAUUAAUGCGAAAGUAUGUUUUUAUUUAUUUUUUCGCUGUAUGUAUGUAGACUUUUGGAGUGUAAAAGUCGGUUUUCGAACGUAGCGUGGUAAGCCUUUAACAAAAUAAACAGAGUCAUUUUUAUUUGAGAUAAAAGUAGUAUUUACAAAUGUAUUUGACUGGGUUACGUUAAUUACUCAGUCAAGUAAACAGUCAGUCAGGCAGUGUAGCUUCAUAUUUCUUGAUUGAUAGGUUUUGGACAAGGACAAGGACCUAUAGUUUAACUUUUACGCUAGGGAUUCACUAGGCUACAAAUAUCGCCAGCGUCGUCGAGUGUAGUGGCGCGACGAUACUGGACUUCAGUAAAAAUCGCUUUAUAUAUUAUUUAUUUAUUAUUUAUUUAUUUAUUACUUCGCCUGACAUGUUGCCGACAGGUGUCGUGGGACAUGUCCCCUAGUGUAUCCCUGGUGUAAGUAAUCACGAUAAUUUUAUUCAACAUAUUCAAUGCGCCCGGCAUCGUUCGAAAACCGAAAGACGUGCUUUGAAAUUGUGUUGCAUAGGCCAGCAAUAUUGGCUGCGAUAUAGAAAAUCGGUGGAAUCCUGGAAUGUUAAAAGUAUAUAGUUGGUUCAAUAAAUGCUCAAAGAAUGAUAGUCAAAAGGGAAAGUUCCACCGUCACUUAUGAGAGAAAGAUAGGUAAAUUAGUCGGAAAUUUCUUCACAUUAAAGUUUUUUUUAAA
Molecule: messenger RNA, 12755 nt
Organism: Cydia pomonella (codling moth)
Lineage: Eukaryota; Metazoa; Arthropoda; Insecta; Lepidoptera; Tortricidae
Product: putative fatty acyl-CoA reductase CG5065
Exons: 13
Coding region: 796-2367 (523 amino acids)
Biological process (GO): long-chain fatty-acyl-CoA metabolic process
Cellular component (GO): peroxisome
Molecular function (GO): alcohol-forming very long-chain fatty acyl-CoA reductase (NADP+) activity
Source: RefSeq, a predicted model, not a curated record